GUGUUGAAGUCAAAGAACGUUCCUCAUGACCCGCCUUAUUCUGCCUCUGAUUGGCUUAUCCUGGUAUUUUUACCCUAACCCUAACCAAUCCUCACUGCUUAUGCCUAAACCUAACUACGUCGAUCCUUGUAGCAUAUCCGAUUUAGAAUCUUCCCAUUAUAUCCAUGCAUUUCCUCAGUAGUGUUAAAAACUAGUAUGGCGGCGUCCAGUGUUUUCAGGCCGGGCUUGUUCAGCCAUAAAGUUGCAAUAGUAACGGGUGGCGGGACCGGAAUUGGUAAAGCUAUCUCUGCGGAGCUGCUGGAGCUGGGUUGCAAUGUGGUGAUCUCCAGUAGAAAGGCGGAGAGGUUGGAGGCGGCAGCUCUGGAGAUGAGACAAAAACUCCCUGCCUCCAGCCCUGCAUCUGUCACUCCUCUACCGUGUAACAUCCGAAACGAGGAUGAGAUGAAGAAUCUUGUGUCGUCAGUCCUGAAAGAGUACGGCAGGAUAGACUUUCUGGUGAACAAUGGAGGAGGUCAGUUCACCAGCCCAGCAGAACAUAUGACCUCUAAAGGCUGGAAGGCUGUGGUAGACACCAACCUGACUGGAACCUUCCACUGCUGCCGGGAGGUCUACACUGCAUGGAUGAAACAGCAUGGAGGUGUAAUCGUCAACAUCAUUGCUGACAUGUGGAAAGGUUUCCCAGGCAUGGCCCACACAGGGGCAGCCAGGGCAGCAGUGGACAACUUAACAAAGAGUCUGGCCAUUGAGUGGGCAUCCUCAGGAGUUAGAGUCAACUCUGUUGCACCUGGCACAAUCUUUUCCAAAACGGCAAUGGAGAACUACAAGGAGUUUGGACCUAAUCUUUUCAAGAUGUCUGUUCCAUUAUGCCCUGCAAAGAGGCUAGGACUACCAGAAGAGAUCUCAUCAGCGGUGUGUUUCCUGCUCUCCCCUGCUGCCUCCUACAUCUCUGGAGCCACCCUGAGGGUUGAUGCAGGGCAGAGUCUGUACCACUCCAUGUGGGAGGUUCCCAACCACAGUGCAUGGCCUGAGGCUCCAGAGGGGGAGAACCUGGAUGCUCUGAAGGACCUGCUCAACCCACAAAGCAAACUCUAAAUCCCCUUUGCGGCAAAGUCUCUGAGCCCGGUGCAUAAACACACAUAUACACACUUGGACAACAAGCAUCAUGGACAUUGAGCUGUACAGGAAACCACAGUGGCCUGGUUAUAUUGAAAGAUGGUGUGAUUGAUUAUUGCAACAAAUGUACAUAAUUGUAUGUUAUUAAUAGCAACAUGAUUGUCUGACUGUUUGAGUUGUGACAAAUUGUUGAAAUGUAUGUAGAAUAUUUUUCCAAUGCCUUUGUAAGGUGGCAGGGUAACACACAGUGCUUUUUUAACCCAAAUGCUACAAAGUCCUUUACAAAUGGAGAAAGAAACAACAAAGGAAAAUGGCAAUGAUAAAAUGAUUAAAUUUGCACUGUUUAAGCGUCUCUGAGUCUUUUUCAAAGUCAGGAAGUGCAAUGUCAAAAGCAAGAUCCCCUUUAGUUUGAGCCUGGACCAACUCUGAUGAGAUGGGAAAGCAGCCUUUUAUCUUUUUUUUUUUUUUCUUUUUUUUUUACAGGGACCUGAUUGUGUUAUUCUUGGAAGUAAAACAUUUGUGAUGUAGAUGAACAUUAAGAAAUAAAAACUAAUCAGUAAUGCAUGGAGAAUGUCUGA
Etheostoma cragini (Arkansas darter) is the source of this 1691-nucleotide messenger RNA. RefSeq names its product peroxisomal trans-2-enoyl-CoA reductase (gene pecr). Gene Ontology annotation, molecular function: trans-2-enoyl-CoA reductase (NADPH) activity. The record is from RefSeq and is a predicted model, not a curated record. Gene Ontology annotation, cellular component: peroxisome. The coding region runs from base 196 to 1092 and encodes 298 amino acids. The transcript has 8 exons. Gene Ontology annotation, biological process: phytol metabolic process. Lineage: Eukaryota; Metazoa; Chordata; Actinopteri; Perciformes; Percidae.